UUUUCUCACUCUCAAAAUCAGUACCCUCCGCUCUCUCUCUUCUCUCUCUCUCCUAGCGCAUAAACGAGAUCAAUGGCGGCACUACAACAAACUCCGAUAGCUUUCCAGUCCAGGUCACCGCCGCCGACUCAAAUCAUCACCGGACCGACGGCGAAUCUCUCCUUUUCCGGCGGCCUCAAGCUCCCGAAACUCACCAUCAAGCUCCGCUCUAAUCGCACCUCCCGCCGCGGAGGCGGUGCUGCCGGAGCACAAAUGGCGGCUUCCGCUGCCGGAACUUACGCGAACGCACUCGCCGACGUCGCCAAGUCGAACGGAACCCUGGAAGAAACAACGGCCGACCUCGAAAAACUUGAAAAAAUCUUCGACGACGAAGCAGUGUUCAAAUUCUUCGUGAGUCCAAUCGUCAGCGAAGAGAAGAAACGCGAAAUAGUGGACGAGAUCGUUUCAUCCUCGAGCAUCCAGCCGCACGUAGCGAAUUUCCUCAACAUUUUAGUAGACAUGAAGCGCGUGGAGCUAAUCAAAGAAAUUGUAAAGGAGUUCGAGAAAGUAUACAAUACGAUAACGGACACGGAACUUGCUGUGGUCACUUCUGUUGUGAAAUUGGAAUCGCAGCAUUUGGCUCAGAUCGCGAAAGGAGUACAGCGAUUGACAGGUUCGAAAAACGUGAGGAUUAAAACGGCUAUUGAUGAAUCGCUAGUAGCUGGAUUUACAAUAAGGUAUGGAAGUUCAGGAUCAAAGUUGAUUGAUAUGAGUGUGAAGAAACAACUUGAGGAUAUUGCUGCUCAAAUUGAAAUUGGGGAUAUUCAAUUAGCUGUAUAAUUGUUCUGCUUUUAAAAUUAUAUUUUUUUCAGUGAUUAAUUUUUGUAAUAUAAUUUGCUUUAAAGGCAAAUGGAAAAUACUGUAUUGUUCUAAAUUUUUGGAUGAAACUAUAUAUUAGUAGUUGCUGUAUGCAA
Messenger RNA from Nicotiana attenuata, 953 nucleotides. Its product is annotated as ATP synthase delta chain, chloroplastic. Gene Ontology annotation, molecular function: proton-transporting ATP synthase activity, rotational mechanism. Lineage: Eukaryota; Viridiplantae; Streptophyta; Magnoliopsida; Solanales; Solanaceae. Gene Ontology annotation, biological process: photosynthetic electron transport in photosystem I; photosynthetic electron transport in photosystem II; proton motive force-driven ATP synthesis. The record is from RefSeq and is a predicted model, not a curated record. Gene Ontology annotation, cellular component: chloroplast thylakoid membrane. The coding region runs from base 73 to 819 and encodes 248 amino acids. The transcript has a single exon.